Choloepus didactylus (southern two-toed sloth) is the source of this 3199-nucleotide messenger RNA. RefSeq names its product mitochondrial carrier homolog 1-like. The transcript has a single exon. The record is from RefSeq and is a predicted model, not a curated record. Gene Ontology annotation, biological process: positive regulation of apoptotic process. Bases 784 to 1785 code for a protein of 333 amino acids. Gene Ontology annotation, cellular component: membrane; mitochondrion. NCBI's taxonomy places the organism in Eukaryota, Metazoa, Chordata, Mammalia, Pilosa, Megalonychidae.
UCCAAUAGAACAUUCUGUAAAGAUAGAAACGAUCUAUAUCUGUGCUGUCCAGUUCGAUUGCCAGCAGCACAUAUGGCUGUUGAAUACUUGAAAUGUGGAUUUUAAAUUUAAACUUUUAAUUAAUUUAAAUGUAAAUAGCCACGUGUGGCUAGUAGCUACUGUGGUGGACAACACAGCUCUAAGGUCUUUGCAUGUGUUCUUCUUUUUGACUUGGAGUAUUCUCUUACCCUGAUUAACUGCUACUCAUCCUUCAGAUUUAAAUUUAUUGUUUCUUCAGGGAGGCUCUUCCCUGACCAGUAAAUCUAAAUUAGAAAUGUUGGGUUUUCUGUCUCAUAACCCCUAUACCUUUCCUAUGUAUAGUUUAUAAUGGCAAACUGGGUUGUUGAUUUUUUCCAAUUUAACAAUUAUCUCCCCACUUGUUCAUUAAGAGCAGGGAUCAUAUCUAAUUUGUUCCCUAUCAUAUAACAAACUUCCAGCACAGUGCCUGGCACUUAGCAGUUGUUUAGUAAAUCCGUCAAAUGAAUGAACUUUCUGAAAUAUUUUCUGUAUUUCCAGAGAACCACAGUUUUUGAAAAAAGUUCAUGGGUGGUUUCUUCUGUAGUCAACCUGAGAAGUAUCUGAAAGGUAUCUCUCAGAACAGAUAAAUAAGCUCCAUGGGGCUGGUGGAAGGAACAUAAGACAAAUGUCAGUCUCUGGGAGGUCCUAAGUGUUUUUACACCUAAUAUCCUUCUGGUGGUAUGAUGCUUUUUAGGGUGCCUCUCAUCUAUCUAGUUUGUCAUAUGAAUGCUUAGAAAACUUAGACCGUCGCCCUGGGUUCCGCGGGGAUGGCGGGAAUGGGAGCAGGAGUUCGCGGCGGCGCGGCGGCGGGGGUCGAGGCCCGGGCUCGCGAUCCGCCCCCCGCGCACCCAUCCGCGCCACCCUCGGCCUGCGGCGCAGCCCUCGGCCCGCAGGAUGGACGGCACGUCCGGAGGCCUGGGCUCCGGGGACAACGCACGGACCACCGAGGCGCUUUUUGUGGCGCUGGGUGCGGGCGUGACGGGGCUCAGCCACCCGCUGCUUUACGUGAAGCUGCUCAUCCAGGUGGGGCAUGAGCUGAUGCUCCCCACCAUUGGGACCAAUGUGCUGGAGAAGAAGGUCCUCUAUCUGCCGAGCUUCUUCACCUACGCCAAGUACAUCGUGCAGGUGGAUGGGAAGAUAGGACUGUUCCGUGGCCUGAGCCCCUGGCUGAUGUCCAUCACCCUGUCCACUGUGACCCGGGGCAGCAUGAAGAAGGUUUUCCCUCCCGAUGAGAUCGAACAGGUGUCCAACAAAGAUGACAUGAAGACUUCUCUGAAGAAAGUGAAGGAGACCUCCUACAAGAUGAUGAUGCAGUGUGUGUCCUGCAUGCUGGCCCACCCCCUGCAUGUGAUCUCAAUGUGCUGCAUGGUCCAGUUUGUGGGCAGGGAGGCCAAGUACAGCUGCAUGGUGAGCUCCAUUGGGAAGAUUUUCAAAGAGGAGGGGCUGCUGGGAUUCUUUGUUGGCUUAAUCCCUUACCUCCUGGGAGAUGUGGUUUUCUUAUGGGGCUGUAACCUGCUGGCCCACUUCAUCAAUGCCUACCUGGUAGAUGACAGCCUCAGCCAGGCCCUGGCCAUCCAGAGCUACACCAGAUUUGUGAUUGGGAUUGCAGUAAGCACACUGACCUAUCCUUUCCUGCUGGUCGGUGAUCUCAUGGCUAUGAACAACUGUGGGCUGCAGGCUGGGCUUCCCCCUUACUCCCCAGUGUUCAAGUCCUGGAUCCACUGUUAGAAGUACCUGAGCAUGCAGGGCCAGCUCUUCUUGGCUCCACCCGGCUUUGCAUGUCAUCAGGAUCCUGCUUUGCCCUUGAAUAACCUGAAUCACAAAAAACACGCUGUCUCAGCCUGGCCACAUGGGUGAGACCUGAUCACCUUGGAGACCUGCAAGACAAGAUGACUCUAACCCAGCAACACCUAGAUGUGCCCUAGCCCAGCCAGGCUUCAGUUUCCAUAUUUGCCAUGUGUCCAGUUGUGGGGUCAGGGCUGGGGAUGGGGCUAUGCCCGGUGGAGGGGGGAUGGGAUGGUGGCCUUGAGGAAUUGGAGCAGAAUUCCCUUACUUCCCAGAUUUGCCAUGCCUGCCUUUUGUAGAGGGCUGGAGAACUGCUUGUGGAGGCCCAGGUCGAUGAGGAAAGGCUGAUAGCGUGAGAUCCCACCCCUCCUCACACCCCUCGAGUCAGCCCCAGCUCUCAUCUUGCAGUUCAGCUGGGAGCUUCACUCCUGCUGUGUAAAUAGGGCGUGAUCCUCUUUCAUGAGGCUACUGUCAUUUCUAGGCCUGUGCUAGGAGGCUGUUGCCAGGUUCUGCCUUCAUUGUUCUCAACACUACUUUUCUGAUAUGAAGGCAGCAUCUUCUUUGGAACAGGAAAUCAUGUUAAGUGCUCAGAAUGUGUCCCCUUCAUCUAAUGCCCAUCUGUUCAGUGAUGACCAUACAUGUGUGAGACCUGGUUACCUAUGCAGUCAUGAAUAUCCAGAAAUUUCGCUGAUCAGUGUCUUUAGUCUUACUAAAAAAUUCAUAAGACUUGACCCUUUUCCCCUCAAAUAAAUGUAUUGGUGGUGAUUUGGAAAAAAAAGCUUAGACCUUAGUAUCCCAAAUAAUUUAUUACAUGUCAUAUCAAAUAGCAUAGUGCCCUAAUACAUAGUAGUUUCUCAAAUGGUAAUUGACAGUGCUUUGAAAACUGCAACAUUCCAUAUGAUGAUGUAGGAGAAUCUCUUACUUCGCAGGCUUGAGUGGAGGGAUUAGAAAUCAAGAGCCUGGAGAUGAUUAGACCACACUUAGAAUAAACAUUAUUUCAAGAGCUAAUUUUGAAUAGGACUACAAAUUUCUCCCCUAGAGUUUCAGAAAUGACCAGAAAAAAAGUCCAGAAUGGGAAAAAUUCUGAAAUGAAGUCCACUCUGACUUUUUUUUGAACACAUUAAAAACAACGUUUAUUUUAUUUUCAACCACACAAAAAAUACCAAACUUUUCCAGUGACAACUGUACUCUUUUUGAAUUUUUCUCAUAUAGAAUUGGGUAUGUUGGAAGCAAGUUAUUUCUGGUGAUCAGGAAUCAAGGCACAGUAGCCCUAAAGGUAGUAGCUUUGUAGUCAACAUACUGAGAAUCAAGACAUAACAUAUUUUACUUUCAAAGUAAAGGAUAAAUAUUUUUUACC